Messenger RNA from Schistosoma mattheei, 720 nucleotides. The record is from the annotation of a GenBank genome assembly. Lineage: Eukaryota; Metazoa; Platyhelminthes; Trematoda; Strigeidida; Schistosomatidae.
AUGAACCAUAGUAACAUAUUCGCUAUCAAACAUUCAUGUAUCAAUCAUGAAAAUAAUCAUGAAAACUAUAUAUGUAUUAUGAAUAAAACUCCUGAAAAGUGUUUAAAGUGUAAUGGAACCUUAGAUAAUGAAAUGAUUAUCGAAUUGUUGCCACCUUAUUCAAAUGCACAUCAAUCAAUAUUGUUUACAUCAUAUCCAUUAUCUAGGAUUGCAUUUAUUUCAUCAGAUAGUAACAGUAAUACUAGUAAUAAUAGUAGUACUAAUAGUAGUAGUAUUGUACAUUAUCAACCAAAUACAAAUUUACAUUGUGGUGUAGUUGAUUCACAAGGUAAAGUAUAUCAUUAUACAAAUCAAUAUGGUAUACAAUAUGAUACAAUUGGUUGGGAACAAUCUAUCAUUAUCAAUGUAUCAGAAAUGACCAAAUGUGAUAGUUUAACAUCAUUCAAAUGGAAUGAAAUCAUUUAUAGUAUUGUGAAUGAUUUUAAACAAUCUCAUCGUGAUAGAAUGUUACAGUAUGAUGAUUAUGAUUGUUUAGAUUUUGUUGUGGAUAUAAUCAAAUAUGCUAUCAAUGAUCAACAAAUCAAUCGUAUCUUAAUAGCACAAUGGUUAUCUAUACAACUUGAAUGGAUUAUAUUAUAUGAGAAUAUAAGAAAACAAUUAAAAUCUGGUUCAUUACAAGUGAUUAGUAAACUUCAUAACAGUGUGACUUGUCAAUUGUAA